This is a messenger RNA of Sorex fumeus (smoky shrew), 393 nucleotides long. RefSeq names its product non-histone chromosomal protein HMG-17-like. Gene Ontology annotation, molecular function: nucleosomal DNA binding. The coding region runs from base 1 to 366 and encodes 121 amino acids. NCBI's taxonomy places the organism in Eukaryota, Metazoa, Chordata, Mammalia, Eulipotyphla, Soricidae. Gene Ontology annotation, biological process: chromatin organization. Gene Ontology annotation, cellular component: nucleus; chromatin. The transcript has a single exon. The record is from RefSeq and is a predicted model, not a curated record.
AUGGGUGAGAACGACCCCUGGAUCAACCAAAGCCCAUGCACUGCUAUACCCCGCGUCCAGCGUCCAUGUCCCACCGCUGUCGCCACCAUCCCCAAGAGAAAGGCUGAAGGGGAUGCUAAAGGAAAUAAAACCAAGGUGAAGGAUGAACCACAGAGAAGAUCUGCAAGGUUAUCAGCUAAACCUGUUCCUCCAAAGGCAGAGCCCAAGCCUAAAAAGGCAAAGGCCCCUGCAAAGAAGGAAGAGAAGAUACCCAAAGGGAAAAAGGGGAAGGCUGAUGCUGGCGAGGAUGGAAAUAACCCUGUAGAAAAUGGAGAUGCCAAAACAGAUCAGGCACAGAAAGCUGAAGGUGCUGGAGAUGCCAAGUGAAGUGUAUGCAUUUUUGAUAACUGUGUG